GAACAUUUACACUCUACAAAGACUUCUAUUUAAUGUGGCAUUUUGUCAGAGAAACCUUCUCAAGUGGGUUUUACCAUGUGUCUUCGACUUUUGGAAAAUUUUAAAAUAUUUCUUGUAGCAAUCUGCAUUCACAAUGUUUCGACAUUGCGACUGAAAUCAGAGAAACAUUCAGUUGAAGAUAAAGACCACAAUGCAUCGCGUCGUUACAACGUGAAAGAUAUCUACAACAGCUCAUUGGCGUCCAGGCGAAGCACAUACCGCAUUAACAUGCCGAUGAAAGUGGCAAAACUUAUACUACCUCAAAUCACGAAUAAAAACCAAGAGACCAUCAUUAGAAUAUAUCCUGAUAAAUCAGCCAAGGCGCAAAGUGGAAAUGGAAGCAACUACUUGUUAAGCCUCAGUUAUAAAAAGCUAAAUGACAUGGGUGCUCCAAACAAACUCCAAGCUGGAAGGCGUGCCUGUUAUUACGGCGAACGCCCUGGAUGUUGCUCGGUUUGUUGUCCCGGAUCAAUGUGUGGUCCACCCACGAUACCAGGAUCAUGCAUCUGCUGUCCUCGGCCAAUUUGUCCACGACCGCCCUGCUGUUGCUGCUGUUGCUGUUCCAGUCCACCUCCGCCACCACCCCCUCCCCCAAAGAAACCUCCACCUCCCCCUUGCCCUAUGGUAUGUGUACCAUGUAACCCUUGCCCUAGGCCCCCAUGCCGUCCAAUAUGUAUUCCACGUCCAUGCCACUCGCCGUGCCGUAUACCCGCACCACCAGUACAUGCACCAAUCUUAGGACCCUGUGUGCCAGCCCCGCCGGCUAUGGGACCGUGCCAUCCUCCGUGUUUUCCUGAAAGGCAACCCUUGGUGCCUGCUUCGCUCCACCCAGCCCCUCCAAUCAUAUCUAACAGGCCAAUAGUGGUGGAUCAUCCAUUAAAAGGCCCCCCUAUAUUCAUAGAUCAGUGUCGCGACGUUCUACCGGAAUGUAGACAAUAUGCCAAGAGGGGAAUGUGUAAUCAUGCAUCGCCUUUUCACACCAUUCAACAAAUACGAAAAAUAUGUCCUUUCUCUUGCGGGAUUUGUAAUAAUUACGACGAGAAUGCGGCACUUCUUCGAAGGCAGACACCUUCUGGACUCCAUGUGAGGCCUGCAAUGCGUGCGAAACUGAACAGAGCCUUAGUACAAAUCAUUCGAAAUAGGGAUCUCGAGGGAAAUUCAACACUCGAGUCUCAACAUGUUAAAAGCAACUCUAAAGAAGAACAAGUUGGAGUAAAGAAAAGUCAUCAGGCCUUGGGUCGUGUGAUUCAGUCAGAGAAGCCUACUGAAGUAGACGAACUGAAUAGUGGAUCGGGCGAACCAUUCGAUAAAUUGAAAUAACUCACACGAAACAGUUCUACUUUUACGAAAGAUGGGGAGGCUUAAAUUGCCCGACGAAUAGCUAUUUUGUAGGAUAGCCGUGAUACAUGCACAGCCACAAAUGGCAACAAAAAGGGAAAAGUGACGAUAAGUUUAGAAUAAUUUAGCUUUGAAUAAUUUAAAUGGCGAAAAGCUAAGUUUG
Messenger RNA from Pocillopora verrucosa, 1540 nucleotides. RefSeq lists its product as uncharacterized. The record is from RefSeq and is a predicted model, not a curated record. NCBI's taxonomy places the organism in Eukaryota, Metazoa, Cnidaria, Anthozoa, Scleractinia, Pocilloporidae.